UCCACACCUGUUAUGGAUGCAUCAUAGUGAUUUCCCACAAGUUUUUUUUUUUUCUAUGAUUUCUCAUUGCAGAUAUAAAGGGCAACGAACAAAUUGAAAAAAAUCUUCUUGCAGUUUGGCUUUUGAUACUGGCAGCUCAAGAAUGGACAGAAAACAAGGAAAAUAUGUAGUGAAUGUUGAACUCUCUGGAAAUCAGCCGCCAAGCACGUGUCCAAAUGACCAACAGGCUCAUAGUUCCACAUCCUUGUGUCCACCUUCUAAUGACGUAACCGCUGAUGGCUCCUCCAGCUUAUCUGGGGUGUGGGUGAGCCCAGGAAUCACUGCUCAUUCACAAUGCCCACACCCAGAAUUAUCCACUAUACAGGUGAAAGGAAAUAGCGGCAGUGACUGGUCUCUGUGGAAAGUUUUCCUGGUCUGCCUCUUAGCCUGUGCGAUAACAACAGCAAUUGGAGUCCUCGUAAUAUGCCUGGUGAAUAAUCGAGGAAGUAAUUCCUCCGUUGUUAUCCAGCUACCCACAAACAGUGGAGGGGUGGUAGAUAGGGAAUCUGGAACAGCCUCUACUACUUCCCAACCUACAGUGACCACCACUUCAACUGAACCUUCAACUAUCACCACUUCAACAGAAUCUACAACCACAACGGUCACAACCAGUUCUUCAACUCAGCCUUUAACCACAGCACCCCUCACCACAACUUCAAGUAGAACCAGAUAUAUCACCACUGCCACAGAAUCCAUGGGUACGGUGGCUCCUCCAUAGCUAUUAUUUGAAGAGCCACAACCAUCACUUCAUAGGAAUCUACCCUCUCUACCCGACAACCUAGCUCACAACCACAGCAGCUACUCCUACCCCUUGAAGUUGAACAACAGCUGGUGCCACUUUAUCAGACUUGCUGUUGUGACUUCAUAGCACCAAAUGCUAGUGCAACUGAUGCUUAGCUGACAGCCAGAUCCUCACCUCCACCAUCUUUUCAACGAAACCCAUGGCUACCUGUGCUUCAAGUGAAAGUACAGCUACUACCACAUCCACUUAACCUACAACUACAGGAACUUCUACUUACUCUACAAUAAGUGUUGAUUACCCUCACUAGGAAUCACAAAUGCCGCCAUUAACAUUUUAACCUUAACUAAGUUACUAUCAGUCACCAGAACAAUCUCUUCUAUCUCAUUAACCUUUAGUCAUUACAACUACAAAUUAGCCUAAAAUUAUUCCCCACAUUGACUUUCCUGAGAAUUUAUAUUGGACUACUUCUUCUACAGGAGCUGAAUCUGUAUCAUUGCCAUUACUAAGUUACCAUGAUGCCACCAUGGACCGUGGAUAAUGGAAUAAUUACCCCAAUUUUUAUGAAGUCAACAAUUAGGAUUUAUAAAAUUAUUAAAACUGUUUUAGAAUAAUAGCAGUUAAGCUAUAAGAAUCUGAUCUUGGUUCUCUAGUUCCAAAUAAUAUAUAGCUUUAUAUAAAAAAGUGACUAUUUGUUUGCUAGAAAUCAUCAUGAGAUUUUAUAUGAAAUGUUAUACUAAAAUUAGCCAUUUGGAUUUUAAUAUAUAUUGGUUUCAGUUCAGAACGUUGCAUUUCUGUGUACACAAAUUACAUGCAUAAUGAACAGGGAUUUCAUAUGCAGGGGAUUUAAACAAAUUUAUACAGAAAAAUAUUAGAAUUUAUAACAAUUAUUUCUUCUAGGGUGAAUUUUGUUAUGUUUUUUUCAAUUUCUGUUUAUAUUGUAACUUGCUUUUAAUCAAUCAUAUUCUUUUUUUGGACUAAUAUUACUAAAAGUGCAUUUGGGUUUUUAAAUUUGUAUUUUAAAUUACUUUCUGCAAUAUUGUAAGUCACUCAAUUGACAUUUCUUGAGUCACGGCUGGGUACUACAGCACUGAAAAGGUAUACCAGAAGAAAAGAAAAUGCACAUUAACUAAUAAAUUCAUUAAUUUAGAGUGUUAAUAUUUAAUUCUUAAUGACUUUGGAAGGUUUGAAUUAGAACUGAUAAUGAUGCAGACUUUCUAAAUCAGGAUCUUAGAUUGUAACUAGUAAUCUGUACUUAAAAAACUGUAUUGAUAUUUAUAAUAUUCAGGGAGUUUGAGAACUAAAGAUUAGAAGGUCGUAGUCUUAUAAUGACAUUAGUUAGAGUGGUGUACAUUAAAAUUAAAAAUGUUAAAAUCAGAACUGUGUUCCAAGCAGGCAAGAAAGAGAAUUACAGAAUUAUAGAUCUAGGUAAGCUCCAAAUCAUCUUCAGCAAUUUAGUGAGGCCCAAAGCAACUUAGCAAGACCCUGUCUCAAAAUGAAAUAUAAAAAAGGUUGAAGAUAUGGCUCAAUGGUAAA
Molecule: messenger RNA, 2314 nt
Organism: Marmota monax (woodchuck)
Lineage: Eukaryota; Metazoa; Chordata; Mammalia; Rodentia; Sciuridae
Gene: Dynap
Product: dynactin associated protein
Exons: 3
Coding region: 143-757 (204 amino acids)
Biological process (GO): activation of protein kinase B activity
Cellular component (GO): Golgi apparatus; plasma membrane
Source: RefSeq, a predicted model, not a curated record